UAAACCUUCAUUCUCAUUUCUUCCGCGAAAACAAAAUCCGCAGGGACAACGUAAGAUUCCCGCAUUCGUACGCUUAUGCGCUUGUGAUUUUAAAAUUUGCCGGAAGUCACUCUCGAACUCCGAGCCAGGCCGGCAGCUCGGCAUCCCUCUUUCUCCAUCUCCGCCCGGAACUCCGGAAGUCAACCUUUCCCUCGCCAACAAUGCCCCGAAAGCAGAAGAUUCCAGUAGAGGCGAAAGACCUAACCCGCUUCCUCAACUCCACUGUCGGCAGCUUCGUGCUAGACCGACUCCUCGACCGCGACCGCCGCCUCCGCCACAAAGAAGACUGCGCCGAGCGUCUCGCCGCCGCCGCCUCAGCCGGAAACGAGGUCGGAUAUGCCGAUCAGGCAGUCCUUGCGAACCUUGAUUGGGGCAUCGAUGCUCUCGAGGAUGCCAUCGCCACAUCCAAUCAUGAGGCUAAGCUCGCUCGCCUCGACCACGCCGAGCGGAUGCUUCAGGUCUGCGCCAUGCUUGAUCCCGUUGGCUCAACGGCCGGCGUUCCAAACUCCUAUCUCUGUGCCUGGGCCCAUCUCCAUCUCGCCUGCCUCUCGCGCCUCCGUGAUAACGCUACCGUCUCGCGGGCUGCUACACUACACGCGCUCGAGAUGUUCGAUGUUGAACCCUUUUUCGCCCGCACGGAUUUCGCGCCUGACCUUUGGGAGUCGAUGUUCCUGCCGCACAUGGCGUCUAUCGUGGGAUGGUACUCAGAAGCGCGACAUCGGAUCGUAAUGGAGGUGAUUCCGGACGCGGCGGAUCUCUCGAUGACGACGGCUGAUUUCGGAGAGCAGCUGUUUAACGAGUCGGUGGUGGCGGCGGUGAGGCCUGACCAAGCGGAGAACCUGCGCGAGUUAGAGAUGGAGUAUGGGGAGUCGCUUGAUCGGAGCACGAGGGUAUACGCCAAGUAUUACAAGGAGAUUCUCAGCCAUGAGUCGCCGGAGAUGCAGACAUCUACUGGUAGAAAGGGCAUGCCGGCGCUGCCGCCGAUCGCCGAGCCGCCAGUGACGCCGCAGCACGAGGUUAGCCGCUCGAUCCCCGAUUUCGUCAAGUUCGGGCCCAUCUUGCCGAAAAGCGCCGGCUUUGCAUUCGGGAAGAGGGACGCCGGGGACAGGGUGGGCUCCAGUCAUGAUAGGAUGGGUGCGGUGCCAGAUUCUUCACAGGAACAUAAUAACUUCAAUAGACAGACCUUGAAGGAGGACUUCCCUGAGGCGAAUUAUGAUACUAGUGAUUUUGAUGGCAGUUUUGCUAAUGUGGAUUUUGAUUUUCCUACUUUAAAAAAACUGUCUUCUGAAAAUAUGAUAUCAAUGGCAGACAAGGGAAGCAUCACCAAGGUCAGAUCACCAAAAAAGGAUCAGUUUGUUUCAGCGAAAAAUUCAUCAUUGGAAUCUCCUAGGGCUCCUAGACUCGCGCUUCCUAAAUCACUUGCUUUUUCCAAGAAAGAGUUGGAGCAACCUGUUCAUGGUGCAGCCAAUAAAAUCAGUAGUUCUGCACACAAGAAGUUUGCCUCAGUGGACCACCAGCUCAAGGCAUCCUCUCCAAGGAGUUCACCUGUAAGGCUUCAAAGAAAAGCAGAACAACGGGCAAUACAUAUCUCAAGUCUCUCUUCAACUUUAUCUCCAUCUUUCGGGAGUAUCUCAGAUGAAUCUGAUGAUGAUUUGGAAAUUCGUAGUUGCAGCAACAGCCCUUGCAGGGUUGUGAAGUCUUUAACCAGCCUAACAACUAAUAUGCAUUUAUCAGCUCCCAGUUUACAUUCCAAAGCAGAAGAAGCAAACACUAUAAAUAGUUCUUCUGUAGAAAAGGCAAUGCAAAGAACAAAAUCACCAAAGGAUUUUGUAUGCCCCAUCACUGGGCAUCUAUUCAAUGAUCCGGUAACUCUAGAAACAGGUCAGACAUAUGAGAGAAAAGCAAUUCAAGAAUGGUUGAAGAGAGGAAACACAACAUGCCCAAUCACUCGUCAAUCUCUCUCUUCAAAUGUUCUGCCCAAAACCAAUUAUGUUUUAAAAAGGCUGAUUACAACCUGGAUGGAGCAAAAUCCUGAUAUUGCAUUAGAGUUCUCAUACAUGGAGACACCUACCGCUUCUCCCAGACCUGUCUUUUCAAAGGAGCAGCUUUUGGAGUCCAACACCACAGUUGAUCUAGAAUGUCCUCUCUCUUUAUCUAGGCCCAAUACUAUGAAAAAUGAGAAAAGAAGUAAACGUUUCAUGAGAGGCCCAUCUACUUCACCAAGAAGUGUAAUAUCCCAAGCUGCUAGUGAAACAGUAAUGAAUGCCUUGAAGACAUAUGCCUCCUGUCUCUGUACUUCAGAGGACCUGCAAGAAUGUGAAGCAGCUGUCCUGAAAAUAGCUCGGCUAUGGAAGGAAUCGAAGUCUAACACAGGAGUUCAAGCUUUUCUAUCUUCACCAACAAUAUUGAAUGGAUUUCUGGAAAUCCUAUCAGCUUCUACCAAUAGGGAAGCUCUUAGAGCUUCUGUUUACAUUCUUUCCGAACUUAUUUUGGCAGAUGAAAGUAUAGCUGAAAUACUUAGUAAUGUGGACUCAGAUUUUGACUGCCUCUCUGCUUUGCUUCUUAAUGGACUGGCUGAGUCUGCUGUUCUCAUAUGCCAACUGCGACCCACAUUCUCUCAGAUUUCGGGCCAUGAUAUUGUGCAAUCCUUAGUUCAAGUAAUAAUGAGCAAAGGAGAACAUGUGGAUGACUUCAGUUGUGCAAUGGAGCCAAAGAAUGCAGCAAUAUCAUUGUUAGAGCAAUUACUAUCUGGGGGAGAUGAGACUAACCGUUCAAUAAAUGCUUCAUUUGUUAUUUCAGCAAAUGGACUUCCUGCUCUUAUCAAGUGCUUGGAUCAAAUGGAAGGAAGGGCCUCUGUUGUAUCAAUACUUGUAAGUUGUAUGAAUGCUGAUAAACGCUGUAGAAAUUUGAUUGCAGGGAGGGCUGACUUGUCCCCUGUUCUGGAACUAUUUCAUGCUGGGAAUGACAAUACAAGGAGCGUAUGCAUUGAUUUUAUCUCAAACAUUAUUUGUUUGAAAAGGAGGACGUUCUGUAAUCAGAUUUUACAGAUAAUUAAAGAUGAGGGAGCAUUUAGUAGUAUGCACUCCUUUCUAGUCUAUCUUCAAAUGGCUCCAAUUGAGCAGCAGCCAUUGGUUGCUAGCCUCCUUCUCCAGCUUGAUCUUCUGGUUGAACCUCGAAAGACAAGCAUUUACAGGGAUGAAGCUAUUGAUUCAAUAAUAGAAGCUCUUAAAACAAAAGAUUUUCCUCUUUGCCAAAUCAUUGCUCUAGAGACAUUAUUUUCUCUGACUGGGCGGUUGAAUGCUUCAGGGGAGCCUAUAACUGAAGCAUGGUUAUUGAAGAUUGCUGGGGUUUAUCAGCUAAAUAGCAUCUUGAAGGAUGAAGAAGAAGACGGAAUCUCUAUUGAUGUCGUGGAAUCAAAUGUGGAAGAGGAAGCAAAAGCUAUGAGUAUUUGGGAGAGAAGAGUGGCCUUUGUACUAUGUAAUCAUGAAAAUGGUGCGAUUUUUAAGGCACUGGAGGAAUGUCUAAUGAGCAAGUCCAUGGAGAUGACCAAGUCAUGUCUUGUUAUUGCUACAUGGCUCAUACAUAUCCUCAACAUUCUUCCAGAUACUGGUGUGAGAGUUAUUGCAAGUCGCUGUUUACUUGAUCACUUGUUAGAUAUCCUUGAAUCAUCUAAAAGCAUGGAGGAGAAAGUCCUUGCCACCUUGGCUUUGAAAAACUUGUUUAGUGAUCCAGAUUUAGAUAAAGGAGUUGUAGCGUAUGCAAAGCGAAUUUACAAGCCUUUGAAGAAACUUAAAAGGUAUUCUUCACUGGUUGCGGAAACCCUGAAAGAAAUAAUGAACUUGCCAUCUGUUGACACGUCAGAAUUCUGGUCUUGUGCGGAAUUAUUUGAGAUAGACUCAACUUUUAAUGGUGAGGUAUUGUCCCUGGUUCAUUCGAGAGGUCGGCUCUUUAGCAGCCACUCUGAUGGAACUAUUAAGGUGUGGGAUGUUGGGAAGAGGGGAUGGCAGUUGAUUCAAGAAGUUCAAGGACACUUGAAGGCGGUUACUGGCCUUCAUAUUCCUCUAUCAAGUGAUAGAUUAUACAGUUGUUCUCUUGAUAAAACCAUCCGAGUCUGGACAACUGAACCAGAAAUUCAUAGCCUUCAGGUUUAUGACAUGAAAGAACCAGUUCACUGCUUGACUGCUAAUGCCAGUAUUUUGUGUUUCUCAUCUCAAGGAUCAAGCGCCAAGAUCUCUAACUGGAUUGGCAUGCCAAAGCAAGUUAACGUCAGCAAAAAUGUGAAAUGCAUGGCCAUGACAAAUGAAAGUUUAUAUUGUGGCUGCACUGGCUACAGCAUCCAGGAAGUAGAUCUGAAGAGGUAUACAUCAAAUACAUUUUAUUCAGGAACAAGGAAAUUGUUGGGCAAACAGACUAUACAUGCCCUCUGCAUUCAAGAUGGUGUUCUCUUUGCUGGCGGGUCUUCUGUUGAUGGAAUCGCUGGGAAGGUAUUCUCUUUGACAACAAAAACCGCAAUAGGAUCUUUUAUGACAAAUUCGGACAUCCACAGUAUCGCUGUAAACGAUGAUUUUGUUUUCACUGGUACUAAAAAUGGAUUCAUUGAAGUUUGGAUGAAGGAUAGAUUGAUAAGAAUUGGCUAUCUCAAAGUAGGAAAUACAGGAAAUACAAAGGUUACAUCUCUGGUAUCAGAUUCUGAAGGAGAAAUGCUGUUUUCAGGUUCUUCUGAUGGAAAAAUUAAGGUUUGGACUCUUGACUGAGAACAAUAGCUGUUCUUCCUUCACAAGAAAUUUCCUUUGGGAUGAAGGUGGAUUGAACCAGAGGAACAAUGAUCUAUUUGAGCUCACCAACAGAAUCUUAUUUCACAGUAAGCUUUUGUUUCUUCCACAUUUGCUUAAUAAUUUUCAUGUUUUGAUGGGCUUACAGAGUUCUGUAAAUGAAAUUUUGCAUGCUUUUCAUCCGACACUUUGAAAUGUUAAUAAAUUCAAAAAGCCAUUGUUUAAGGCAAUACCCAUCUUAAUAUAUGUACAUAUUUGUUCUGUAGAUGA
Dendrobium catenatum is the source of this 5081-nucleotide messenger RNA. RefSeq names its product putative E3 ubiquitin-protein ligase LIN-1. The transcript has 16 exons. The record is from RefSeq and is a predicted model, not a curated record. Gene Ontology annotation, molecular function: ubiquitin-protein transferase activity; protein binding. Gene Ontology annotation, biological process: protein ubiquitination. Bases 201 to 4793 code for a protein of 1530 amino acids. NCBI's taxonomy places the organism in Eukaryota, Viridiplantae, Streptophyta, Magnoliopsida, Asparagales, Orchidaceae.